This is a messenger RNA of Hippopotamus amphibius kiboko, 1056 nucleotides long. It is a transcript of the gene C1QTNF2, whose product is annotated as C1q and TNF related 2. Gene Ontology annotation, molecular function: protein binding. The coding region runs from base 38 to 895 and encodes 285 amino acids. The transcript is spliced from 3 exons. The record is from RefSeq and is a predicted model, not a curated record. NCBI's taxonomy places the organism in Eukaryota, Metazoa, Chordata, Mammalia, Artiodactyla, Hippopotamidae.
CCCCUGGACGUGGCCGGCGGCGCUGAGGGUGACCACCAUGAUCCCCUGGGUGCUCUUGGCCUGUGCCCUUCCUUGUGCAGCUGACCCGCUGCUUGGUGCCUUCGCCCGCAGGGACUCCCAGAAGGGCUCCCCUCAACUCAUCUGCAGCCUGCCUGGCCCCCAGGGCCCACCCGGCCCCCCAGGAGCCCCAGGGCCCUCAGGAAUGGUGGGAAGAAUGGGCUUUCCAGGCAAAGAUGGCCAGGAUGGCCAGGACGGGGACAAGGGGGAAAGCGGAGAAGAAGGUACACCUGGCCGGACAGGUAACCGGGGAAAGCCAGGACCAAAGGGCAAAGCCGGGGCCAUUGGGCGGGCCGGCCCUCGAGGCCCCAAGGGGGUCAGUGGUGCCCCGGGAAAGCACGGCACACCGGGCAAGAAGGGCCCCAAGGGCAAGAAGGGAGAGCCUGGCCUCCCGGGCCCCUGCAGCUGCGGCAGUAGCCACGCCAAAUCAGCGUUCUCCGUGGCAGUGACCAAAAGCUACCCGCGGGAGCGGCUGCCCAUCAAGUUCGACAAGAUCCUGAUGAAUGAGGGCGGCCACUACAACGCGGCCAGCGGCAAGUUCGUCUGCAGCGUGCCGGGGAUCUACUACUUCACCUACGACAUCACGCUGGCCAACAAGCACCUGGCCAUUGGCCUGGUGCACAAUGGCCAGUACCGCAUCCGGACUUUCGACGCCAACACAGGCAACCACGAUGUGGCCUCGGGCUCCACCAUCCUGGCUCUGAAGCAGGGUGACGAGGUCUGGCUGCAGAUCUUCUACUCAGAGCAGAAUGGCCUCUUCUAUGACCCAUACUGGACCGACAGCCUAUUCACAGGCUUCCUUAUCUACGCCGACCAGGACAACCCCAAUGAGGUGUAGACAGGCCAGUGCUGGGUCUUCAAGGAGGGCACCAGCUCCAGGACUUGGGCUUCCAGAGCAAGACCCCUAAACUGUCUGUUGGGGACUGGAAGUCGGGAGCUUCUAACCUCAGGCCGAACUCCUCUGCCCCUCUUUUCCUCAAUCAUUAAAUCCAAGCUCUU